AUUUAAUUGUGUAGGAAGGAUGUUGGUUUACACCGAAGAUGGAUACUAAAUGCUGGAGUUACUCAGCGGGGUGAGCACCAUCUCUGGGUAGAAGGAAUGACCGAGUCUGAAGAAGGGUCUCGACCAGAAAUGUCACCCAUUCCUUCUCUCCAGGGAUGUUGCCUGUCCCGCUGAGUUACUCCAGCAUUUUGCGUCCAUCUUCGAAGAAUUUCGAUAUUAUGUCUGGGACAUAUGACGAUAAAACACUCUUGACAAAGUGCAGAUAGUCCUGCGAUCAUCUCAUCGUUUAUGCGUUCACUGGUUGUCUGAAGAAGGGUCUCCACCCGAAAUGUCACCCACUCCUUCUCCAGAGAUGCUGCGUGUCCCGCUGAGUUACUCCAGCAUGUUGUGUCUAUCACUGGUGUGAUAGCGGUAGUGGCGUUGGCAAAAUGCUAUAGAUGUUGGAGCGACAGCCUGGUUUGUAAAGGCAGAGCAGCGACUGCCAGGCCCGAUACUAAUGAUACCAACGCAGGCAGGGCAGUCCCCUCCUCUGCCUCCCGUCAAUCCCACCUCCAAUAUCGAUCCUGAGAGUAGUGUGCUCGCUCUGCCCGUAAACCAGAGGCGUUGCAGAUGCCGGGCAAGCGGCCCGCUCCCCGCUCUCCCUUCCCGACCCAGGAAGCGGUAAACGCCGACCGCUACCGACAAGGAAAUGUUUCACACCAGUAACCAGAAACCCAGGUGUUGCCGGCUCAACGGAGGAAUGAAAGAUCUUGUUCUGCUCAAUAGCUGAGCCCCAGCUCCCCGUGUCUCCCCAGCCAAUCUCUGACAUUUUCUAUCGGUCUGUUUCUCUCUAUUCCCCCUCCAUAUUCUCUCUCUCCCUCUCUCUCUCUGUUCACCAUCCACACACUCUCUUCUUCCCACGUUCUCCGGAGAUGCUGCCUGACCUGCUGAGUAAAUCCAGUACUUCUUUGUAAACCAGCAUCUGCAGUUCCUUGUGUCUGCACUGUUUCAGUCUCUGAGAAUAACUGGCUCUGCUUCUCUCUCUCUCUCUCUGUUUCUCUCCCUGUCAACUCAAUUCUGCCCAUAUCUCGCUCGUCUAAUUCUCUCCGAGUCUCUCUCUAUCUCCUCCGCCGUACCGUAUUGCAAUCGUCUAGCCCCAGCGCCGAGUCGCUCGCAGCUCCACGUCUCAGUGUGUGCUUUAAAAAAAGUCUCUUGCUCUCUGAGUAAGAGUUCCAGUGAACAACACACAUUUCUUAGAACUGCGGAGAAGUGAAACCGAAAGUGAGAAAUGUGCGCGACAGGACUGGUCGCUUGGAAGCAGGUGAUUUCCUUGAACAGGGGAAGGUGAUAAAAACGGGGCGAGUUGUCAGCUCGCACUCCAGAACUGAUCUAACAAGAGGCAAUGAACGUACCCGCUUCCCCGGAGCCCUGUAAACGUGUGGGGGAACGCGGUGCAAUCAAUCUCACACACACUCCACAACUCAGGCUGCUCAGUACAACUGGCACCCACCGACUUACAAGCCGCUUGCUCGCCGCUGCUACGCAUUGCCCAAGCGAACGGAUUUUCUCCCCGCCUCGUCCUCUCAACGGGACGCUUGGAAGCUUUAAUUUAAAUUCCCCGCAAACCCGAGUCUGAUGCAUAAGGGCUGGUGAUUAUCUGCAUUGGGUUGGAGCCUCUAGCUAUGGGAGACCACCAAAGAUCGCCCAUGCUAUAGGAUGGUGGCUGAUCGCAACCUGAUUGACAGAGCAGCCGAUGCCAGAGUCCAACUGGAGCCUCAGGUACUGGAAGCGUUGGAGCAUGAUGAUGGCGCUCAGCAGCCCGACCUUGAACACCAGCCAGCGAGAGCCCGUCCCAGAAGCCGUCAGAUGGAAACACACUUCAAAAUCUUCCGAUCUGAGUCGGACUUCCACAUCAUUACCAGGACUUGGAGAUACCUGGAGGACAGUGGCUUCUAUUGGGGCCCCAUGUCAGUGGAGGUGGCUCACAACAAACUCAAGUCUGAACCCGUGGGAACGUUUCUUGUUCGGGACAGCAGACAGAAGGAUUACUUUUUCUCUCUCAGUGUCAAGACUGCCAAUGCUCCCAUCAGUUUCAGGAUUCAGUUUCAGGAUGGCCUCUUUGGUUUGGAUGGUAGCCAGGAGCACUUCAGCUGUGUCAUGAAGUUGAUCGAGCAUUUCAUGACCUCGCCUAGGAAGCUUCUCUCGAAACCUCUCAGAAAAGUCAGACUGCGGUCCCUGCAGGGAAUCUGCCGGGCCAGGAUUAUCGAGUCGUCCGGGAGAGAGAACAUUGAACAGCUCCCCUUAAACCACAUCCUGAGGGAUUAUCUGAAAACGUUCCCUUUUCGGAUUUGAAAAAGCAGCAUUACCCUCUACCUUCCCCCCCCCCCCCCCCCCCCCCCCCCCCCACCCAAACCACCAGACCUGUGAAGAGAAGGGGGCAUCAAACAUCACCGGGAUUUUAACGCUCAGUCCUGUUUGUGGGAUUUCUCUUUUGUAGCAUUGUGUUUUCGUUUUGGAGAAAACUUGAACCAUUUCAUGACUGUUUACAGACACAGAAAAUGUUUACACUAUGUGGGGCCUGUGACCCAUUGAUUAUUUUCUGCCAUGCAGAGUUACAAUACAUUUCUUUUUGUAAUAAAACAAAAUAUAUUGUGGAACUUUUA
Leucoraja erinaceus (little skate) is the source of this 2642-nucleotide messenger RNA. RefSeq names its product suppressor of cytokine signaling 1a (gene socs1a). Gene Ontology annotation, cellular component: phosphatidylinositol 3-kinase complex. The record is from RefSeq and is a predicted model, not a curated record. Gene Ontology annotation, biological process: intracellular signal transduction; phosphatidylinositol phosphate biosynthetic process. Gene Ontology annotation, molecular function: 1-phosphatidylinositol-3-kinase regulator activity. NCBI's taxonomy places the organism in Eukaryota, Metazoa, Chordata, Chondrichthyes, Rajiformes, Rajidae.